UUGGGAAAUUCUGCUUCAGAACACGCAUUGCAGUUUUUGGUGGAGUGCACCUUGGUACUUGAAAGCGCUUAAGUUUCAAUUCCUUUUAAUAUACAUUCUUUAAGGAAAUGUCUAUCCCUAGAAGACACAUUUUUUCUGUUUGGUACAGCGAAAAGGUCGCUACCAAAAAGUGUGCUGCUGUUGAGAAAUACGUUUUUUCCAAUGUAUUUAAUAAUAAUAAUUAUUCUCAACUAGAAUAUAAAGCAGUAAAUCAGAGGAUUUACUCAUUUGUAGCACAGUUGCAGCAAAAAUGGAAAAGAGCUCAUAGGACAUUGGAAAUUUUCGAGAAAUAUAACAAGGAGUGGUUAGAUGCUGACUCCAUAUUUUAUGUAGAACCGGAAAAAGCUGUACGUUCAGUUGGAAGACCGUCAAAAGAGUUUGAAGAUUGUUCAUUGAAAACUAAAUUGAACAAAGCUAAAUCUCUUGCAAACGAAGCAACCAAUGAAGAACUCAUGUUGGCGGCACGUGUGAGCUUGUACAAAGCUGGGAAGAGAAAUGCUUCUAGAGCUGUAUCAUUGCUUAGUUCAGAUGAAGAGGUCGUGGCAAAAACAAUAAAAUGUGAAAGCAGUGAUCCCAAACUUCCUAUUAAGUUCAGCCCUGAGGAAGCUUUGGCGAUUUAUAUUGAUGGGCGCUUCACAAAACAUUCAUAUAAGCUAGUACAAGCAAAAACUAGAUCUAACAAUGCAAAUGUUUUUCCAAGCUACGAUUUGUUGAGAACAGCAAAACUAAUGUGCUAUCCGAAAGACGUAAAAGUUACUGACUCUUCAGCAGAAGUGCCUUUACAGUGCCUAGUUGACCACACCGUUUCAAGAAUCGUGCAAUCAAGCAAAAUUAUUUUCGAAAAAAUGAACGAAACGGAUAAUAUAAUUACUGCCGUGCACAAAUGGGGCUGUGACGGAAGUAGUGGCCAUUCCAUGUAUCGUCAAGGCUACAGCGAGUUUGAAGAAAAUAAAACCGAUGAAUAUAUGUUCACGAUUUGUAUUGUGCCCCUACAAACUAAACAUGGGACCAAUUGUAAUAUGGCAGAAUUCACGUCCUUCCUCUACCAGAUUUUGUAG
This is a messenger RNA of Drosophila obscura, 1097 nucleotides long. RefSeq lists its product as uncharacterized. Bases 108 to 1097 code for a protein of 329 amino acids. Lineage: Eukaryota; Metazoa; Arthropoda; Insecta; Diptera; Drosophilidae. The record is from RefSeq and is a predicted model, not a curated record. The transcript has 2 exons.